This is a messenger RNA of Dioscorea cayenensis subsp. rotundata (Guinea yam), 726 nucleotides long. Its product is annotated as DNA-directed RNA polymerase I subunit RPA12. Lineage: Eukaryota; Viridiplantae; Streptophyta; Magnoliopsida; Dioscoreales; Dioscoreaceae. Gene Ontology annotation, molecular function: zinc ion binding; DNA-directed RNA polymerase activity; nucleic acid binding. Bases 93 to 461 code for a protein of 122 amino acids. The transcript is spliced from 6 exons. Gene Ontology annotation, cellular component: RNA polymerase I complex. The record is from RefSeq and is a predicted model, not a curated record. Gene Ontology annotation, biological process: termination of RNA polymerase I transcription; DNA-templated transcription.
GCCAAGGUAUUGGUUUCCCCCUCUGGUGACCUCGCUUCGAAGUCUCUCUAGACUCUCUUCAGCGGUUGCGAGCCGCCAAACCCUGCGAAGGGAUGGCAUGCAACCGCGAUUUCUUGUUCUGUAGUUUGUGUGGGAACUUGUUGUCCUUGAACUCUCCCAGAGUCGCCAGCUGCGAGACUUGUGGAUUCAAGCGCAAUGCUAGAGAGAUAAUUGGGAGAGAAAUACGCUACAGUAUCACCGCUGAGGAUAUUAUAAGGGAGCUUAAUAUGGAACCAAUAUUGUCCCGUGAAACUGACCGGGAGAGUGAAAAAGUCAAUAGGGCAGUUGUAAACGAACGAUGUCCUCAGUGCAAUCACCCCCAGCUUGAAUAUUACACCAAGCAGUUACGAUCGGCCGAUGAAGGGCAAACCAUUUUCUACGAAUGCCCGAGUUGCUUUCACAAGUUCUCACAAAACACAUAGGAAAACUUUCAGCUUUUCCUUGUGCCUGGUACAAACCAUUUUAGGUUUAAGAAGACUGCUCUCUUCUCCAAGUUUUUGAUAUAUUUUCCAAAUUUAUAUAUCAAAUGAGUUUGUAAUUCAAGUUUUUAAUCCAAAACUGAAACUUGUGUAGUAUUUAUGUCACUGAGAGAUGUUCUCUUCUUGUAACAGUAAUCUUCAGCCAAGUUUGUGAUGGAAUUGUUUACCAAAAUAGUGAUCUAAAUACAUGAUCUCUCUUUAUUUGUCA